Archocentrus centrarchus (flier cichlid) is the source of this 6909-nucleotide messenger RNA. RefSeq names its product ankyrin repeat and IBR domain-containing protein 1-like. Gene Ontology annotation, biological process: protein ubiquitination. The transcript is spliced from 21 exons. Bases 344 to 4285 code for a protein of 1313 amino acids. The record is from RefSeq and is a predicted model, not a curated record. Gene Ontology annotation, molecular function: protein binding; zinc ion binding; ubiquitin-protein transferase activity. Lineage: Eukaryota; Metazoa; Chordata; Actinopteri; Cichliformes; Cichlidae.
CAACAACACAGUGAACGAACCAGUCAGUCUCGCCCCUCCGCUGUCGGCAGCAGCAUCAUUGUCCUCGCCGGGUCCGGUGGCAGAGAGGAUGGUCCAGCGGAACCGCAGCCGGGAAUGCGAAUGACGGUCACAGGAUAAUGGCCCUGAAUGUACGCAAGUUUCCGAAUGAACUAGUGACCAAUUAAGACGACGGUGGAAGGAAACACUGAACCAUGUUGCUCUAAGUUGUGACCUGUGGAGAACGGGGGAGGAGAAAGAGGGAGGAGGAGGAGGAGGAAGAGAGAGGUAUAAGGGAGGCACUUGCUGGAGCUCCAUUUAGGUGGCCCUUUGCAAGCCUGGAACAAUGGGAAACACAGCCACCAAAUUUCGCAAGGCCCUUGUGAAUGGUGACGAGGCCCUGGCCUGGCAGCUGUAUGAGGGUAACCCUCAGUUCAGGGAUGGUCUGGACCCGAAUGCAUCGUAUGGAGAGCAGUACCAGCACAACACACCCAUGCACUACGUGUGCCGCCACGCCAUGACACGUCUGCUCAGGUCCUUCCUGUUCAGCAAAGAAGGAAACCCCAACAAGCGCAAUGUGCACAAUGAGACAUGCCUUCAUGUGCUGUGCCAAGGCCCACAGAUCCUGCUGCUGCCAGAGGGAGCCCUGUCACCACGACUGGCCAGACCACAGAGGGACGAGCAGCGCCGUGCAGACUGCCUGCAGAUGAUCCUGAGCUGGACUGGGGCCAGGCUAGAGGGAGGCCAGUAUGAGAAGGCUAACGUUAACGCCACCGACAACCACCACAGCACCUGUCUGCAUUAUGCUGCCGCUGCAGGCAUGAAGAGCUGUGUGGAGCUGCUGAUCCAGAGCGAGGCGGACCUUUUUGUGGAGGACGAGGACAAGUUGACGCCAUGUGACCACGCCGAACGGCACCACCACACCGAGCUGGCCCUCAGCCUUGAGUCGCAGAUGGUUUUCUCCUCCUCUUCAGCUCAGCAGUCAAGCACAGACGCACAUGGUGAAACCAACCUGCUGCAGUACAAGGAGCCUUAUGAGGGGUUGAAGAUUCAGGAUCUGCGCAGGCUGAAGGACAUGUUGAUUGUUGAGACAGCAGACAUGCUGCAAGCCCCCCUCUUCACUGCUGAGGCCCUGCUUCGAGCACAUGACUGGGACAGAGAGAAGCUACUGGAAGCUUGGAUGUCUGAUGCUGAGGGCUGCUGCCAGCGCUCUGGUGUCACCAUGCCCACCCCACCGCCUAGUGGCUACAACGCCUGGGACACCCUGCCCUCCCCCCGCACUCCUAGGACUCCACGCUCUCCCCUCACUCUCACCCUCACUUCCCCCACUGACAGCUGUCUCACGCCUGGAGAGGAGGGCCUAGCCAUGUGUGGAAUCUGUCUCUGCUCCAUCUCAGUCUUUGAGGACCCAGUGGACAUGUCAUGUGGCCAUGAGUUCUGCAGAGCCUGCUGGGAGGGGUUCCUCAAUGUAAAGAUUCAGGAGGGCGAUGCUCAUAAUAUCUUCUGUCCAGCGUAUGAGUGCUACCAAUUGGUGCCUGUGCAUGUGAUAGAGAGUGUGGUUUCCAGAGAGAUGGACCAGCGAUAUCUGCAGUUUGACAUCAAGGCAUUUGUGGAGAACAAUCCAUCCAUCCGUUGGUGUCCUGCAGCUCGUUGUGAGCGGGCGGUGAGGCUGACCCGACCGGGCCCGGGGGACACUGACCCACACAGCUUUCCUCUGCUGCCCUCCCCAGCUGUUGAUUGUGGCAAGGGUCACCUCUUCUGCUGGGAGUGCCUUGGCGAGGCCCAUGAGCCAUGUGAUUGUCAGAUGUGGAGGAACUGGCUCCAGAAAGUCACAGAGAUGAAGCCCGAGGAAUUGGCAGGUGUGAGCGAGGCCUAUGAGGAUGCUGCUAACUGCCUAUGGCUGCUAACCAACUCCAAACCUUGUGCCAACUGCAAGUCCCCCAUUCAGAAGAACGAGGGCUGCAACCACAUGCAGUGUGCCAAAUGUAAGUAUGACUUUUGUUGGAUCUGUCUGGAGGAGUGGAAGAAACACAGCUCAUCAACAGGUGGCUACUAUCGCUGUACUCGCUAUGAGGUCAUCCAGCAGCUUGAAGAGCAGUCCAAAGAGAUGACUGUAGAGGCAGAAAAGAAGCACAAAAGUUUCCAGGAGUUGGACCGUUUCAUGCACUAUUACACUCGCUUCAAGAACCAUGAACACAGUUACAAGUUGGAGCAGAAGCUGCUAAAAACGGCUAAAGAGAAGAUGGAACAGCUGAGCAGAGCCUUCAUUAGCCGUGAAGGAACUCCUCCAGAUACACGCUUCAUUGAGGAUGGCGUGACUGAGCUGCUGAAGACGCGGCGCGUGCUGAAGUGCUCUUACCCAUAUGGCUUCUUCCUGCAGCAAGGCAGCACCCAGAAAGAGAUAUUUGAGCUCAUGCAGACCGACUUGGAGAUGGUUGUGGAAGAUCUGGCCCAGAAGGUCAACCGGCCGUACCUGAGGACGCCGUGCCAUAAGAUCAUCAGCGCGGCCCGUCUGGUACAGCAGAAGAGGCAGGAGUUCUUGGCAUCAGUGGCUCGUGGCGUCGCUCCCAAUGACUCUCCAGAGCCACCCCGCAGGAAUUACCCUGGAGGAUCGUGGGAUUGGGAGUACCUUGGCUUUGCCUCCCCUGAGAUGGGAAGUCGUCACUCUAUACUGGGAGCAGAUCAGAGAGAGAGACAGUCGCAGGAUUAUGCUGACAUCCAGUACCGUCGCAGACACAGACCACGGCGCAGAGGAGACAUGCUGAGUCUGCAUAGCCUUAGAAGCAGCAGCAACACACCAGAGACCAGCAGGAGGAGUGACAACACAGAAGGCACAGAGAGGGGUGAGGGUCGCAGAAGAGCGCUCGGCUCGCUCGACGAAGAUGAUCCCAACAUCCUUCUGGCCAUCCAGCUGUCGCUCCAGGAGUCGCGCCGAGAACGAGGCCUGGAGGGAGGGAUGGAAGGGAGAGUGGAUCUGGACAGAGGACAGGAGAGAAGACCGGCUCCAGCAGGAGACCUGGGUGAUGCUGCUUUGCACUCUCUCAACACGGAGGGUCCUCCAGGAGCCAGAGGCUCAUCUUUCCCCACAUCCCUCCUGGAUCCUCCUCACCCACCUAACAGGACAGACUCCACCUCUCAGCCUUCUGUAUCCAGUUCCCUCCCCCUCCCUCCGCCUCCCCCCUCCCUCAGUGCAGAGCUGCUGGAGCUGGGAGACAGCCUUAUGAAACUGGGGAAAAUAACCACUCCUUAUGACCUGGACACACAGACGCAGGAGCAGCUCAGCUCACACCACACAUACACAAACAGCACACUCGCUGCUCCUUACACCACUGAACCUGCCUACAGCAACUGCAGCCAUAGACAGGACCAGAGUGCACUGACUGCCCCAUAUGUGCUCGAUCAUAUCACCAUCACAGACCCUCGUUAUGACAGCAAAGAGCAGACUUCUUGCCACUCUAGUGCGUAUUUAGCCAAGGCUGAACAUGCUGCCUCCUGCCUUCCCACUCACAACCCCACACAUCCUAGUUCCUAUAACCGGGAAUAUGCAGCCACUUGCAACAGCACCCCUAAACCAGACAGCUCUUACAACCCCUGCCCAGAACACAGCAGCUCUUACACAGCAGAGCGCCCUGCCUCCUACGCUCUCGAACGCCCCCCUAAGUUAGACCCCCAGCCCCCUACUCAGUUGUGCCUCCCAUCUCCAGAGCUUGAACCGGAGCUGCUUCUCUCACCAGUGAUUCCCCCAGGGGGCCCUUUCACCCCAAGUGACCCUCAGAGCCUGGAGGCUUUGGACCCCACAGCCAGUGCUCAGCUGCUGGAUAACAUCAUGGCCUGGUUUAACAACAACAUAAACCCCCAGAAUAACCCGCAGAGCCUUGCUCUCAUCCCCUCCCCACCCACCACAGAGACAGACUCCUCUCCUGACACACACACUGAGACUGAGAGCCAGACUUCUGCCCCCAUUUGGCAGCCCCUGGAGGGUGAGUCAGAAGUGGGCAGAAGAUUGGCGAGUGCCCCACCGGGGGCUGCAAGUGCGGAAGGCCUGAAGACAUCGAGGCCGAGCACUCUGGAACUAGAAAAAAGAGACGCUGGAGAAGAGGGUGUGGACGCAGGGUGUGUGGCAGACCUGUCGCUGGACGAAGCGCACACACACCCGCGCUCACACUCCCAACAUGGAAACAGUCCCGCACACACUGCCCCGGCAACAGAGAGAGACUUGGAUCUUGUCCUUCAGGUAGAGGAGGACCAGUCACCUGAGGAGUGGGUGGAGCAAGAACACCUGGUGUGACAGUGACAGAACAAUGUAGAGAGAGAAGGUAGAGCUGAGAGAGAGUGAUGAAAGUGAAGGAAAGCAAAUCAGAGAAGCAUUGAUAGUUGAUGGAGGAUGUACAGUGGUGGUGCCUGUGUUAUAGAUGCAGGUAUUUGGCGGUGGAGUGUUUACUGUAUGUAUUAUACUGUAUUUAGAGAGGACUUAGAGACCUGCGGACUCUGUCCAGUAAAGAUGAUGUCAUACACAUUUUGAUUAUUUUUAAGUGCUUUUUGUCUGCUCUAAAAACAGACAAAUUAUUCAUUGAAACAAAUGAAUGGGGAGCUACCGAUAUCAUAACACACAAAAUGCUCCAUAGUGUUUGUUUUUUUUUAAUUCCUUAUUUUAAUUUAAUGCCCCGCCUCUUGUGUUUGUCUCCUAAGUUUGUUCAGGCUGAAGUUUUGGUGCUGUUCAUGCUGAAAUCCAAACUUGCCUUGUUUAACUACACUUGAUUCUCACACUAACCCAACCACAAGCCAGUUCAGAGCUCCAAGAGCCAAAUAUGAAGAUAACUGUAACUUUGGAGCCUGUUUAGCGUGCUGUACAAUCAGAGGGCCUAAUUCUGAUUUCUGGACCUUCAUGCACACUGUGCCUGUUUGCGUUAGUGCCAACACACUCCUGAUCUUGCUUGUCAGCAGGCUUGUACAUGGUCUUCUGCGUAAACGUCACGCUAUUACAUCACCCCUCUGCAAGUGAAGGUCAGAGGUCAGUCCCUGCUGCAGUGCAGCACCCCUAAAGCUGGAAAUUCAGUGGGUGCUUGUUUGCAGAGCAGAUUGAAUUGUCUGUUCUUUGUUUAUUGUUGUUUGUUUUGUUUUGUUUUGUUUUUUGCUGCUCACUGCACCACCCUGCUGCACAUUUCAUAUGUUUUGUUUUUUUAUCAAAAGUGAAGAUCCAUCUUUCAUCUGCAGAGGUUUACAGUGUUUUUCUGUCACUUUGGCUCGCCUUUUGUGCUAAAUUUCUGCACUCCUAAUUCUGUAAAUUAAAUAUGAUAAAUAUAUUCAACAGGUUUAAGGUGCGUCACACAAAUUUCCCAAUUAAAAUCACUAGAUUUUACCCUUACACCAAUCAAAUGAGCGAAUAGUUAUCAGUAAAAAGAGAUUUCAGCCGCUUUCUAGUUUUGUCUCCACAGAACGCUACUGCAAGCAGUAUUUAUACAACUGUAUAAAAAGUAUUGUUAAAAUGCUUCUUUGCUGAUUUAUUAAUCUGUUUCUUCUGUAACAAGCAGCGCAACCUGUGCUACUAUGAAACAAUUCACGUGUGACUCGGUGGGGCUCUUUGAGUUCUGCGGUUUCUGAGCCAAAGCAGACAUAAAAAAUACUGUGCAUUUAAGCAGAUCUUAAAUUUUUAUGUAAUUCUGUCAUAUCUUUUCCACUACCGAUAGCUCCUACAGUGUGCUCUAAUCGAUGGGACAUGGGUCGGGUUUCUAUUGUACUGUUUAUUCUUUUUAUUCCUUUAAUCUUUAUUAUAGAGAUGAUGUUUCUUCCAGUUGAGACCAGAGUUGCUGGGUCUGUGUGCCUUUUUCUUUCUUUCUUUCUAUUUUUUUGCUGUUUUUAUUGUAUUUGUUUAUUUGUUGCUAUUUAUUAGUGUCAUUGCUUUUUAAACAAGCUUCAUAAUGAAAGAUGAUGACAAACACACUUUAAUACUUUUUUUUUUCUUUUUCCAUUUUAUUUUCUCUCCUCCGGUUGAUCCAAGAGUAGCAGUGCCCGCAUUUUGGCCCUGAAUCAAAAAAACAGCUUUGAGGCUCUCUGAAGGAAUCCACUCCUUUUCCACAGUAAUCAGAAAUCACCUUGUGAAUGCUUUGAUUUCGUACCACCUCUGAAAUGUAACUCCUGAGCUGUCAUCAAGCCUCAAGCUUAAAACUUUAUUGCCCCAAUACAGUGUUUACAAGGGAACUGAACACUGCCUGCUGUGAUAAAGACUGAUUUGGUGCUUUGGGGACUGAAAUGAGGAUAAUCAUAAGGGUUUUAAUCCUCCUUUCAUGGCAGACAAAAGUAAAGACACCCUGUGUAAAAUCAAACCGAUUCUGUUAAAAUGAGAUCCAUCACGUAGAAAAGUCUAAUUGCCAAUUUGAUUUUUAAGCGUGUGUUUUUUUUUUUUUUUUUUUUUUUUAAGUGUGAAACCUGAAGUGAAACUGUGAAGCUACCGAACAGGUGAUGGUGGCCGACUCUCAGCAUUUCACGAAGCCCACUGAGAUGGGAGGGCAGUUGUGAUAUUUCAGACUUUGCUCCCUGAAGAAAGAGGGGGAUUUACAGGGCCACACAGUAUGCGCCGCAUCUUUGUUUUUCACAAGCAUGCUGGUGAUCGUCGAUGUGUGGUCAGGCGGUGGAGGGGACGGCGGUUUUAAUAUUUCUUUCAUUUCUUUAAAAAAAAAUAAAUAAAUCUUUCAGAUUCGUGUUAAUGGCAUCACGUGAACAGCCACAUUUGUGUUUAUGAUUUAACAGUCCCUCCUCCAACAACGUCAGAGUUUAAAAGAUUGAAAUUGCACUCUCACAGAUUAUACUUGAUACAUUCCCGGCUGGUCAAAAGAAAGGUUUGAAGUGUGGCCAAAACUAUAAAUGAAAAUGUCAGUGCAAAGUUUACUCUCAAUAAAAAGAACUGAAAGCGCA